This is a messenger RNA of Cuscuta epithymum, 1932 nucleotides long. The record is from the annotation of a GenBank genome assembly. Lineage: Eukaryota; Viridiplantae; Streptophyta; Magnoliopsida; Solanales; Convolvulaceae.
GGCUGAAGUUACUUUAGAUGAUCAUUUUAACUAAUUUUUCAUAAAGUUUUUUCUUUAUAAUAUAAAUAAAACAUAUUUUAAAUAUUUUUUUCAUAAACCAGCGGAGUUAGCCAAUCAAACCAGCGGAGUUAGCCAAUCAAACCAGCAGAACUUCAUAAAUUUCAACAAAAUUACCUGGCACAUUCGAUUUGGGACUUUGGGUGUUAUCAAGCUGAUCUAAUCUUACGGCGUAGUACUAUCUAUUUAAUUUAAUAACAUCAAAUUAGAGUAAUCUUACGGCGUAGUACUAUGACUAUUUAAUAACAUAAAUUAGAGUUAAUUAAAGACUUCAAAAGAGGGUUAGAAUUUUCAAAAGAGUGGGUCUAUAUAAGAUAGAAAGUCACUAGUGCAGUACACAACGAAGACGCUCUCUGUCUCUCUCUCUCUGACUCCCCUUUCCACUUGCAUCUAUGGCCAAGCAAGUUUUUAUCUUCUUCCUCAUCGCCCUCUUAUCAUCCUCUUUCCAAAUUAAUGCCAGAGAAAGCCAUUUCUUCAACAAAGUCUCCAGCAGCAAUGCUGUCAACAGCGAAGCCCAGCAGGCAACUGCUGUUCCACAAAAGCAGGAACCAACUUUCACCGUAGAGAAUGAAAACACCUAUGGCCUUUUCAGUCAUGAGGCCGGCCAGCUUCCUCCUUCCGCCACCACCUUCAACCGCCAGCAAACCCACACCACCCCAACCCAAAUCUCGGCUGACAUCCCGAACAAGAAAUAUCUUCCCAAGAACUACAACCCUGUUGCCUACAUUACCGUCGCCGAAGACCGCACUUAUGACGCCGCCGCCGCCGCGGGUAACAGUCAAGGCGACAAAGAAUCGAACUUUCACAUCGAAAACGCAAAUUUCUUGAGCAAGGACCUCACCCCCACUGAACCCACCGGCCGAAAAGAGUCAAGCAUGCCAGAUGGCACGUUGUUCGACGACAAGGAGUUCACUCCGGCCAACGCCGCCGAUAACUACCAGGAGUCCACCACCGCGUCUGCCGGCGGCGGCAACACUAACAACUACCUCGACAACCUAGAAUCAAGCGUGCCCGAAGAGAAAUUCACCGAGAGUGAGUUUCGCAACCAGCAGGAAGAAGAACCCUUCUCCGGCACUGGUGCAAACUGGGUUCAGCAGCAGGGGAUGAGUGACACGAGAUUUUUGGAAAACGGGAAAUACUAUUACGACCUCAACACAGAGAGAUCCGUGAGAAGCCCAUUUGAAAAUUCAAAAAGCUUUGCAAGAAACCAGUUGAAGAACAGCAACUUCAUGGAGAACAACUUCCAGGAUGUUGCUGAGUUCCCAGAUGAAGAGGAAAUGCCUUGAGAUCUGUUCUCUUUUCUUUCGUCUUUUCCUUUUCUCAGAUCUGAAAGACUGUUGUGUGUGUGAAAGUCCCAAAGUUUCCAAAGCAAACUCGGUGCUUUGUUCUGUGUUUAGCCGUUUAGGGGAUAUUGAUCGUUAUUAUAAUAUAUUAUUAUAAUACUCCGUAUGUUAUUACUCCGUAUUAUUAUUAUAGAAAUUGCUCUUAUUAUUAGGUAAAAAAAGGAGCAGUUGGUCCCUUCUUCAUAGUCAAGAUUCGGUUGUUGAAUUAGGUGCGUAGUCUCGUGGUAUGCUUUUGACUUUUGUAUCUGGUGUGGUUAAGUGACAAACAUUUUACCAUAGUGCAAAAGCACACCCUUUCCAGUUUGUGAAUGUCACAAACUGUGAUGAGAGGUUUUAGUAUUGAGUUCUAAUCCCGGCAACUGUGAUGAGAGGUUACUGAGUUAAAAAUGCAUAGUGUCUUUACAAGUACUAGGGCCAGAGUCUCAUUCUCCAUCUACUAGUUUGUGAUUAAAGUCUAACUUAUAUUCUCCCAUCUAACUGUUCGGUUAGUGUCGGGGAUCACAAUGAAUCCCAAGCCUUCAUUCGUUUUCAC